Plasmodium fragile is the source of this 1629-nucleotide messenger RNA. RefSeq lists its product as uncharacterized. The transcript is spliced from 2 exons. Gene Ontology annotation, biological process: DNA replication, synthesis of primer. The coding region runs from base 1 to 1629 and encodes 542 amino acids. Lineage: Eukaryota; Apicomplexa; Aconoidasida; Haemosporida; Plasmodiidae. The record is from RefSeq and is a predicted model, not a curated record. Gene Ontology annotation, cellular component: alpha DNA polymerase:primase complex.
AUGAUUGUGCGAAAGAGAUCCAUCAACGGCACACCCGUUCAAAAGGGAAUAGUGAACGAGAAGAAACUCCAAAACAUCACGAUAAAGAAUUACGAAAUUAAUAGCAAUGGAGAGAAGAAAAACUUUUUCGAUUACUACGGGUGUAUAUACCCAUUCAAUAUGCCAAUAAGUUUAUACAAGUACCCGCCCAUUUUUGGGUACUGCAGUUUAAGUGACUUCCAAGAAAUAGGAGCAAAGAGACUGGCCCUUUUGCAAUUCCUGGACACCUGUACAAUUAACGGGGAGGACGAAAAGGACACAUUUAACUCAAAGGCGAGGAUGGACAAGGAUACCACACUUACCAGCAACAACAACGAUAAUAAAUUUAAACAAAUAAGACAAAAAAUAUUUGAAUAUAAAUUUGGAAUUCAGAAGAUGAAAAAUUACAGUAAAGAAGAAAUGGAAAAUAUAAUCAUGACAGAUUUAUUAUCCCACUACAUCUUAAGAAUAGCUUUUGCAAAAGACAAAGAAAAGCAACAGUGGUUUUUAAAGCAGGAAUUAAAAUUAUUCAUGUUUCGAUUAAAUGAAUUAAAAAAUAUUAACGUACUGAAUUCACAUAACCUUGGGGAGAGCGAACGAGGAUUAAUUCAUUUGUUAAAGAGAGAAAAUUUAAAUUAUGAAUAUUUGUCCAAACCAGUUAUAUCAUCCUUUGGAGCCAAAGAUGAAGCAUGGGAAAAAUAUACAUCCUUCAUCCCUAAUAGAGAUACCAUAGAAAAGGUAUUUAAAAUUCCCUUUUUUCCAGAUGCAUAUUUAUUAGUGAAAGAGCACAAGGUGUGUGUUGAUAAAGCUAUCGCAUAUGUUCCAGACAUAUACCUAGACUCUAUUUUAGUGACUCAAUUUAAAAUAACCAUUAAGGAGUCCUUUAAACAUUUAGAUAAAAAUGAAAAACUCCUACUUAAUAUACAAAAUGAUAGCAGAAUAUCUACCUUCCUGGUGGCACUGCCCAAAGCAUACGUUGCAAGGGAUUACAGGCAAAAUUAUGAACAUACACAGGAAACUAGACUAAUGCCACAAAAUUUGUAUAGUGUUUAUAAGCAGUCCUUUCCCCCUUGUAUGCGUAGAAUCUUUGUUAAUUUUAUUAAAGAAAAACAUUUGAAACAUUGGGGAAGGCAACAGCUGUGGUUAUUUUUAAAAGGGGCUGGUAUGACACUGGAGGAAAAUAUACACACCAAUCGAUCCAUAUGGUUACAACCAGACAAAUUCGAUAAGGAGCAUAGAUAUACUAUACGCUAUAUGUAUGGCAAGGAGGGGAAGAAGACAGAUUUUAGCCCAUAUAAUUGCUCUAAAAUUAUAAAUAACUUUCCUGUUCCUUCAAGUGGAGACACGCAUGGGUGUCCUUUUAAGAACUUUGACGAAGCUCACUUGAGGACCCUGCUCUUUUUCUUUGGGCUCACUGAUGAUCAGAUUAAAAAUAUCAUGCCUUUGAAAAAGAACAACGAAUACCAGAUGGCUUGCGUGAAGUUUUUCAUGGAAAUGCACCCCGGCUCGUCUGCCGACGGGGUGGGCAACCACCCCAACUCGUACUACAUCGAGAGUAGGAAGUACUACAAAUCGAAGGCAACGAACGGGACAGGCGAAACGGGUGCGUAA